Messenger RNA from Mesorhabditis spiculigera, 297 nucleotides. The record is from the annotation of a GenBank genome assembly. NCBI's taxonomy places the organism in Eukaryota, Metazoa, Nematoda, Chromadorea, Rhabditida, Rhabditidae.
AUGGAGCAACACCCGGGGAUGAACUUUCAGAAUCAGGGCGGCGGACCAAUGCGCCAAGUUCGUCCUGGGCUACGACUUGAUCAACUCGGCGACCGCCCGAUGCCGCUUCAUCAUGAGAUGCACGAAGUCGGGCAGCGUCCCCGGGUUUCAAGAAAUCGCACGACCAGCGGUGAGUUUUUCGGGAUUUUCAGUCUCUCGCCGUUAAUCUUGAUCCAUUUCUGGGGGUUGUCGCCUCUAAUCCAUGUCAUCCAUCGCUUUUUAUUUGUCAUCAUCGUUCGGGCGAAUUCGGGGGUAGAA